UCGUACGCAUAGAGCUAGACCCUGUGUGUUAUGAAAACUCUUCGGGUGAUCCGGAGCUUUCCUCUCAUUUCUUUGUCUCUUCCUCCCAGGUGUGUGGAGAUCAUCGCCAAGGAGGGGAGGAGUCUCAAAGAACUCUACCUGGUCUCCUGCAAGAUCACAGACCACGCUCUGAUAGCGAUUGGCCAGUACAGCAGCACCAUAGAGACAGUGGAUGCAGGCUGGUGUAAAGAGAUCACUGACCAGGGAGCGACACAGAUUGCCAGAAGCAGCAAGUCGCUGCGAUACCUGGGCCUCAUGAGGUGUGACAAGGUGAACGAGGAGACUGUGGAGAGGCUGGUGGUUCAGUACCCUCACAUCGUGUUCAGUACGGUGAUGCAGGACUGCAAGAGAACCCUGGAGAGAGCCUAUCAGAUGGGCUGGAGCCCCAACACAUCCAACGCCUCAUAGCCACUGCUGUAGCCCCCCCCCCCCCCCCCACACACACACGCAUGCGUAUACAUUUGCACACACCAACUGACAUAGGCGUGUGCACAGUCAAAGUGAAAACGCACCACAUGGCCAAUCAUGUUUACUUCAAACAUACUACUACAAACACUCAGUAAUACCUUCACACUCGUUCAUUUAAACAAACCGGUUGAUCCACAUUUUCACCUUCUGGAAAGAUGUCUGUAGUUUUGGGUUGUUUUUAUUUUUUGUAGAUGUAUUUUUUUAUUUUAUCUCUGGACCUUUUUUGGAUUCCAUUGUAGUUCAGUCAUAAGUCAUACACAAAUCAUACUGUACAUCACUGUAUACCUCUGUCUUAGGCUUGUGUAUCAAAGAACUCUAUUGCCCAUAGUGCACUUCUUUUGACCAGAGCCCUAUGUGGCUGUAGUCAAAACUAGUGCUACAGUACAUGGUGAUAGGGUGUCGUUUGAGGGUUGACUUUCGCUGUGCUGGCAGUUUUGUGAGCCUUACAUUUCCCCCUAACUUCAGUCUGGAUGCAAUAGCAGAAUUGAGGUUAUGGAGAAGCAACUGAAAACAAGGAAACAUUGUUCGAAACAUGUUAAAAACAUUAUACUCUGGUCUCGUUGACCAUUAGGGCUACAUGUUUUGAUCACUGUGAAGUCAAUGUUGUUUCAUACGUGUGUUGUGUUUCUACCUUUUCUGUUGGAUGUUCAUACGUGUGUCGUGUUUCUAAGGACCUGAGGGUUCUCUGACCGUGUGACCCGUUCAGGAAAAACUCCAGGUCCAAGAUAUAGGCUCGUUUUUUCCUGGUGAGCUCAAAUGGGCAGGGUAAACUCCCGACCUAAUAUGAGUUUCCCAAUAUGGAACUAAGCUCCAUCUGAUGGACCAUAGCUAUGAGCUCCCUGAUAAAAUGGUACAGUUGAGCGAUUCAACCCAGCUGCACGGGAGAACUGCAAGGAAAUAUUGUUCCAGCUCACUAAAAGUGUAUAUUUUCAUUCCAAAUCUUAAUAUGUUCUUGUUUCAUCCAGUAAAUGUCAUUCACACAGUUGAUGGACAUUUGUGUGGCACAGGAGCAGUGUUGGAUAUUGGUUUGUGCAGUUCAGGUUUCAUUGAAUGCCAUCCCUAAUCAUUGUUACUGUCACAGUACACAGUGGGCUCAACAUAGAAGUUGCUUUCGCGGAUCUAGGAUCAGAUGAUCCUACCCCUUAUCCCAACCUUAACCAUCAGGGAGAUGAAUCAAUGUCUGACUCUGGACCAGUGGUCAGGGGCAAAGUCAGCCUAUCCAGAACGACUCAGCACGUUCCCAAGGAGUAGUUUCUCAGCACUGAACACGAGUAAAUCAGAGAAACUCUCUACUUUCACUGAUGGAAACUUACACUUUAAAGUCAUCAUUGUAAAAUGCUAUUUGUUUCUCAAUGGCUUACCUGGCUGAAGAAAGGUUCAAUACUUCAACUCUUCUGACAGAAACAUUGUCUUGAAGAUGUCUGUAGUUGUUCUUAAUGUAAAAAAAAAAAAAGGUAAGGAAAAAUGACCGUAGAUGGGUCAGAACUUGUAAUGUCUUUCUCUGAUAUUGUUUUUUCUCUUUCUCUCAGUUGAAGAUGAUGUUGUAUACUGUACCAUUAGUAUGGUGUAAUAAUCAAUGGUUUGGGAUUGUGCUCGGCUGUAUGAGAAUUUAGUGAUUUCCACAGUAUGUAUACUCUACUAUAGGAUUAUACUUAGCCCAAUAUUGGUUUUGUUUGAGCAUAUAUUUUCAGUAUUAGUUGUGUAGCCAUGCAUUUACAGUAUAUCUUUGUUAGCAAUAGGAUCUAAGAUACUGGCUCAGAACGUAUAAUCAUGCCCUUUAUGGAAAUAAUAGGUGAGCUCUCUCGCUCUCUCUCCCUCUCGUUCCUCAUCUGUUCCUCAUCUGUCAAUGGUAUGUUCAUUAAGCAAAUAACCAGGGUAUUUUUCUAUGGUGAUAACCAACUGGAAUCAUUUUUUUUAGAUGCCGUCACUCGACUGUAUACACUAGUAGUUUUCUGAACUUAGGAUAUGAAGUAGCACUGUAAUAUUUUUACAGAAACAUAGAGAUUAGAGACAAUUAGGAACACAUCCCUUGUCAGGACUUGUUGACCUCAGAUCGAGUCCUCGUUCUCCCACCAUUUUUUUUUUUGUAAUCUCAACAUUAACUUUCUUUUUCUCUGCUUGAUGUUGGCACUCUUGAUCCCUGAUUUGUUAAAGCAAUCAGUAGACGACUGGAUUUACAUACAGAUGAAUAAAACACUACUACUUAAAGCGCUC
Messenger RNA from Salvelinus namaycush (lake trout), 2721 nucleotides. RefSeq names its product F-box/LRR-repeat protein 17-like. The record is from RefSeq and is a predicted model, not a curated record. Lineage: Eukaryota; Metazoa; Chordata; Actinopteri; Salmoniformes; Salmonidae. Bases 31 to 447 code for a protein of 138 amino acids. The transcript has 3 exons. Gene Ontology annotation, molecular function: protein binding.